UCUCUCUCUCUCUCUCUCUCUCUCUCUCUCUCUCUCUCUCUCUCUCUCUCCAUGGCCGAUUCAAAACAAGCCAACCUAAAUGGAGCCUACUAUGGCCCGCCCAUCCCACCCAAAAGAGAUUAUCACCGACCUGGUCGAUCGAGUGGAUGCUGCUGCGGCCCAUGCUGCAUACUAAGCGCCUUGUUCAAGCUCAUCUUCACCAUCGUCGUCAUCCUUGGCAUAGCCGCCCUUGUUAUCUGGCUUGUUCUCCGCCCUUCAAAGGUGAAAGUGCAUGUCGACAGCGCCACCCUUACUCAGUUCAACCUCAGUAAUAGCAGUAAUCUCCAUUACAACCUUGCUCUAGACAUAGCCAUAAGGAACCCCAACAAGCGAAUUGGCAUUUACUACGAUAAGCUCGAAGCUAACGCUUACUACGAAGGACAGCGGUUUGAUUACGUGCCUCUGCCAACUUUCUAUCAAGGCCAUAAGAACACAACCAAUCUCUAUCCAGUUUUCACCGGGCAAGCUGCUAUUCCGUUCCAGAGUUCUGAUGUUGAGGUUUUCAAUAGGGAGAAUGGAGACAGGCUUUUCUCCAUUAAGGUUAAGAUCUAUGCAAGGAUUAGGUUUAAGAUUGGAUCAAUCAAGACUAAUCGCUACAAGCCGGAUUUCGAGUGCGAGUUGAGGGUCCCUUUAAUGACGAGCGGCAGCUCCUCUGCUGUCGGAUUUACUAGGACGAAGUGCGACAUCGAUUUCUGAUCACUGUUCCAUUAGCCCUUCUAUUCAUUUGGUUUUUUUUUUUUUUUUUUUUUAAAUAAAUUUAAUUUCUUUGAUUAUAUUGGGAGGUUUGCUCACUUCACAAGAGUCACAUGUGUAAAUAUGAACUGCUUGUGUGCGAUCUGUACCUUCCAUAAGGUUGGAAAUAAUGCUUAGAUCUUCUGCCUUAAAUUUCAGAAAUUUUCAGUCUUCAGGUGGGCCACAACUUACAAAGUGAAUUGCUGGUUAAGAUAUUUUACAGCCGUUCAUUCAUUUCUUAUAUCUUGUGGCUCACUUGAGGUGUGGAAUGGGUUGAUUUUUAUGUCAGAAGAUCUAAAUCGUUUAGUUCACCGGAUGGAAAGCUUAGAUCUCACACAGUUGAUUCAUUUUUGCACUUGUGCUGGUGUGGAAUUAGCAAAGCUCUAUGUUUUUUUUUUUUUUUUUCCUGUAAGUUGAGUUGGUUGAUUGUAUGAUAUCAAAUGUUUUUUAUUUAAUAGAUAUGCUUUUCUAUUUAA
Molecule: messenger RNA, 1247 nt
Organism: Magnolia sinica
Lineage: Eukaryota; Viridiplantae; Streptophyta; Magnoliopsida; Magnoliales; Magnoliaceae
Product: NDR1/HIN1-like protein 10
Exons: 1
Coding region: 52-735 (227 amino acids)
Biological process (GO): defense response to other organism
Source: RefSeq, a predicted model, not a curated record